AUGCCGAACACUUUUUCCAAGGUCAAUGUGUGCACUGUCGGCAAGUUUGAUGAUGCGACCAAAAUCCCUGAAUGGAUACGCCACCAUGGCGGUACUUUCUCCAGGAAAGUAGACUCGCAUACUACCCAUCUCGUUGCAACUGAAGAAUCAUACAAGAAUAAUGUCGAAGCAGUUCAAAUUGCCAAGGAACUUGGUACAGUUCUGAUCGUGAAUUCCGACUGGCUAUAUGACUCGCUGCAACAAAAAUCCCAUCGUCCCAAAGAUGCCAAACCAUAUCUCUGGAAGAGGAUUUUGGAAGCUGAGCUGAAGCCACGAAAGAAGCAGAAGCUGGCUACCACCUCCAAAUCUCAACGCAAAACGCCACCCAUCAAAGACCCUUUCGUCCAAGCAAAGGUUGUUAAAAAAAAGCCUGCCCGUAUCACCAAGAAGGCUGUUGCUCUACCAAAUGACAUGAUUUGUGUCGACGAAGACACGAACCAAGCUUGGGACGCCACUCUAUCGCGGGUAUUGCCAUCGCUGAAACGCGAGAAAUUUCGGUUGGCCUCAACUGUCACUCACAAUUGCCAGAUAUUUCAAUCCAAUGAAACGCCACCCACCUAUUCAGCCUUUGUCAAGUACAGCCGUGUUGGCAUGUCCAAUGUCUCCAUUUUGGCUCCUCCCCAGAGCGCUUUCACCCUCGCCAAGGCAGGCUUUGAGAGUUUCUUCUUGUUGCAGACGGGAGUAGAAUGGGAGAAAAGGAUGGACCUAACACUCCGAUCCCCAAAAACGAACGACAAAGGGGAUGUAUUGCCGUCCCAUGAAGGAUGGUAUACAUUCGAAGCCGGAAGUAUCAUGACUGCCUACAUGAAGCGGCCCUCCAAGCCACACGUUUCCCCAGAGGUAGCUCAUGCUACUACUCAGAAUGGGGAUGCAAUGAGGUCUGAUGGAUUUACUCUUGUUGAUGAGCAAGACUAUACCGCCGCUGGUCAUGAUAGCGGCAAUGAUGGUGAUGUUGAGUCUCUGCAGAGUGACAGCAAUUUGUCUGCGCUUGAUCAUGUGCCAGGCGAACAUAUUGACGAUCGUGAUGUUGCAACUAUCAAAAAGGACGCUCUAGCUCUGCUCAAGUCUCUACCGAGUGAACACUUCGGUGAUGACCAUGUUGCGUCCAGGAAACGAAAAGCUUCGUCUAUGCUUGAGUCCGCGUCAGGCUCACAGACCGAUGAUGGCGUUGAUUUCUCUAAUCACAGCUCCGUGUCUCUACAUGAGUUUACUUCCAGUGAACCAAUGGGCGAUGGAGAUAUCGUGUCUUUGAGGAGUAGCACCACGACUCUUUUUUCUUCCUCGAGUGAACAAGGUGAUGAUGUCGACUCGGUCGAUGUGAACAUUCUUAAUGAAUCUGAGGACUAA
This is a messenger RNA of Penicillium pulvis, 1386 nucleotides long. Its product is annotated as BRCT domain protein. The coding region runs from base 1 to 1386 and encodes 461 amino acids. The record is from RefSeq and is a predicted model, not a curated record. NCBI's taxonomy places the organism in Eukaryota, Fungi, Ascomycota, Eurotiomycetes, Eurotiales, Aspergillaceae. The transcript has 5 exons.